AUGGAGAAUGACGGAAUCAUGUGCUUGAAGAAACUCUUUCAUACUUCCAUUGUGGUGCUACUUUUUCUACAAUGUUUCAACCCUUCCCUAUCCUCUGGAUUCUAUAAUGUUUCUGCCGAUUUCAGAGCAAUUAGCCAUCGGGUGGUGACGAGGUGCAUAGAGAGUGAAAGGGAAGCACUCAUUGCUUUCAAACAAGGCCUGGUGGAUGACUAUGAUCUCCUCUCCUCGUGGGGAAGAGAAGAACACAAGCAAGAUUGUUGCCAAUGGCUUGGCGUCCACUGCAGCAAUCGAACCAACCAUGUUACUCAACUUCAUCUUGGAUGGUCUUAUUUGGAUCAAGCUUACGCACUUCAACAGAAAGGACGCCCACAGAAUACCUAUUAUUAUUUGCAAGGUAAGAUGAUGAGUCCUAAACUGAUUAAGUUGAAGCAUUUGAAAUAUUUGGACCUUUCACAGAUUAACUUCAAUGGAAGCCAAGUUCCAGAUUUCAUUGGGUCUCUUUCCAACUUAAGGCACCUCGAUCUCUCUUAUGCUUCUUUUGGUGGUCAAUUUCCAAGUCAAGUUGGAAACCUUACCCACUUGCAACAUCUUGAUCUCAGCUUCAAUCACUUUGCUAAUGUAGAAGAUCUGAAUUCAUGGAUGCCUCAUCUUUCUGCUUUAACAUAUUUGGACCUGAGUGGAAGCAAUCUCAGUAAUGUUCGUGACUGGAUGGAAGCAGUUAAUAAGCUCCCCAAACUUACAAACUUGUCUUUGUCUGAUUGCAGUCUUCCUUUUCCUCUAACUCAUUCCAGUACUCCUUUUAACAAAAAUUCUUCUAGAUCUCUUGCUCAUGUUGACCUCAGUUCCAACCAACUCACUUCUUCCAUACUUCUUUGGUUAUCCAAAUACAAUGCCAGCCUUGUUUCUCUUGACCUCUCUUACAACCCAAUUAAAGGAGGGAUUCCGCAAUCUUUUUCCGGGUUAUGUAAUCUGCAAGAAUUGGGCCUUAUAAACAACACUCUGAGUGGACAACUUUCCUGGUUGGUUCAAAUAUUAAUGUCUGCAUGCCCUGAUCAGAACGCAUUAAAGACUCUGUACCUCUCAUCCAAUCAUCUUUCUGGAUCAAUUCCUAAUCUCACAAACUUUUCAUCAUUGCAAGAAUUAUCUCUCUAUGGCAAUCAAUUGAGUGGAACAGUACCUGAAAGCAUUGGGCAUAUGUCUAGACUCGAGAUUAUCAACCUUGAAUUACACUAUCAGUAAUUUGUAAGAAAAUGGUCGUCUUCAAUGAAAUGCUUGCCUUGACA
Molecule: messenger RNA, 1283 nt
Organism: Pyrus x bretschneideri (Chinese white pear)
Lineage: Eukaryota; Viridiplantae; Streptophyta; Magnoliopsida; Rosales; Rosaceae
Product: receptor-like protein EIX1
Exons: 2
Coding region: 1-1239 (412 amino acids)
Molecular function (GO): protein binding
Source: RefSeq, a predicted model, not a curated record